AUGUGCUCCUCCUCCGGGCUUCCGCUUCUUCGCAGGUUCGCAAUUCGCUUCACCGGUCCCGCCUUCUCUGGGGCCCCGGCGUCAUUCCCUGCCCUGAUGGUCACGAAAGCCGUUGUGGAUUUGGCAGACGAGGGGCCGCGCGGGCAGAGUCCCGACAAGAUUGCAGUCGCCAAAUUCCCUGUCUCCCCCAGCUAUUAA
Messenger RNA from Anthostomella pinea, 198 nucleotides. The record is from the annotation of a GenBank genome assembly. Lineage: Eukaryota; Fungi; Ascomycota; Sordariomycetes; Xylariales; Xylariaceae.